ACACCUGUGGCGCAGCGGCGGAGGAAGCGCCCGGAGGUUGGCGCAGACGGGUCGGCGCCCGGCGGCACCAUGACUGUGGGUGCGCGGCUGGGCGCCAAGGUGAGGGGAAGGUUCUCCCGCCGCGGGUCCGGCGACGACCAGGUCUCCAUCCUGCCCGGAGAGGAGGAGGAGGCGGCGGCGGCGGCAACUCCUGGGGGCAGCGCGGGGGUCCCGCGGGCGGCGGCGCUGGAGGAGGAGGAGGAGGGCACCGGGUCCAGGAAGGUGCGCUUCGCCGUCCUGCCCGGCUCCUACGAGCCGCUGCGCCCGCCGCGGGCCCCCGCCAAGCGGCCCUACGGGAAGAGGCUGAAGAAGUACGGGAAGAACGUCGGCAAAGCUCUGCAGAAGGGAUGUCGUUACUUGGUGAUUGGCUUGCAAGGAUUAGCGACGGCCUAUUCCGCUCCCUUUGGAGUGGCAACACAGGUGGCAAACUUCGUCCGCUAGAGCAGCUCCAUGCACCCCACAGAGGGGGAUGUGAGGCCAUUGCUGCUUUCUUGGGAUUAAAUUUGAGACCUGCAUCAGAGAAACUUCUUGGACCAACAGUCCCAGCUCCACACCCCUGCGCCAGCCCCUUUCCCAAGACUGAGUGCUCUUCUCUGCAAAAACUUCCAGCGCUUUAUAAAAUCAGAUUGGGUCAAAGAAAUGCAAGGAUGAGGGAAAAUCUUUGAUGAUUGAGCAGAAGUUUGUUCUCAGGCAUGAGUUUGUUUUCUAGAGCUUCGUGCUAUGUGUGGAAGGAAGCCAAGGAAGGAUGGAAAAGCAAGUAGAUGAGGGAGAGAGAAAUGAAAGAAAAUAAAGGAUGAGAGAGCAGCUGGGGAGGUGGAGAUGAGUUUGGGUAGGGAGAGGAAUUGUCAAAGCAGUGGAGGAAACAGAUAACAGAGGAUCAGGAAAAGAUAGUAUUUGGUUUUCUGAGGUAUUUUUGUGGUUUGGUGGGUUUUUUUUCCCUAAGAAGGUUAAGAUUAUGAGUGUACUUAAUAAUAUACUUGGAUGUAAAUGGACUGUGGCCUGAGACACAGAUAGCUUUGUUGCAUCAUGGUUGUUCAUUUCAAAUGCUGGACAUAAUGAGCCUUUAAAUCUUAAGAAUGAUGUAAAAACCCAGAAAGAGAAUGAGGUGUGCAUGUCUUCUGAUUUUGGGGCAUUAAAGGUUCACUGUGAUCAACAUUUUAAACUUUUCCUCUGCUACUAUGAAAUCUACAGAUUUUUUGUACUGAGAACAGAGUUUAUAUCUGACAUACCUGAUUCUGGAAGCUGGGGCAUAAAAA
This is a messenger RNA of Neopelma chrysocephalum (saffron-crested tyrant-manakin), 1295 nucleotides long. It is a transcript of the gene CUNH1orf115, whose product is annotated as chromosome unknown C1orf115 homolog. Bases 70 to 480 code for a protein of 136 amino acids. The record is from RefSeq and is a predicted model, not a curated record. NCBI's taxonomy places the organism in Eukaryota, Metazoa, Chordata, Aves, Passeriformes, Pipridae. The transcript is spliced from 2 exons.